Aphanomyces astaci is the source of this 765-nucleotide messenger RNA. RefSeq lists its product as hypothetical. The record is from RefSeq and is a predicted model, not a curated record. Bases 1 to 765 code for a protein of 254 amino acids. The transcript has 4 exons. Gene Ontology annotation, molecular function: protein-containing complex binding. Lineage: Eukaryota; Oomycota; Saprolegniomycetes; Saprolegniales; Verrucalvaceae.
AUGGCUCAAUCGACGGCGUUUGUCACAUUUAUGCACUGGAUGUCUCGUCACAUGAACACGAGUCUCUUGCGCUUGUUCCUCUUGGGCCUGCUGUACCUUGUGGCGCACCACUACAUUGCGUGCGGGUACUACGUCAUGACUCUGUGGGAGACGAUCGACAGCAAAUGGGACGUGCCGUUCGUCGCCAACGAUUCGACUGUGGUGAAAUACGUCGGUUCGUUCUACCAAGCGCUCGCAAUGACAUCUGGGAGCACGUUGUUCCCCAAGACGGCCGUGGAAAUGCACGUCACGGGCACGCUGCUCCUGCUGGGCAUAGUCAUCAACGCUAGUAUCUUUGGCACAUGUGCGACGCUCAUGAAGCAAGUCAAUUUGGUCGCGGACCAGCAGGCGAGCCAAUUCGAUGCCAUCCGCACGGGGCUCGUCGCGCACCACGCGUCCGAGGACCUGCAGACCCGCGUCAUGCACUAUUACGACACAGUUCUCGGUGAGGAGAAGGCGCACACUGCGACCGCCCAUGGCCUUGACAAGCUCCCCCCCAAACUGCACGUCCAGCUCACGCUGAGCCUCCACGUGGCAUUUCUGAGAAAAGUGCCGCUCUUCCACACGAUGGACCUCGACGACAUCGUGUGCCUCGUCCAGGGCCUGGAGCGCGUGGUGGCGCUACCGGGGGAAGUCAUCGUGCGGCAGGGUGAAGUGGACCCAGUGUUGUACAUGAUUGAAGCCGGCACGGUGGACCUUGUCUUGAUCGAUCCCGACAUGAAAUAA